This is a messenger RNA of Cyanidioschyzon merolae strain 10D, 816 nucleotides long. RefSeq lists its product as hypothetical. The transcript has a single exon. Bases 1 to 816 code for a protein of 271 amino acids. The record is from RefSeq and is a predicted model, not a curated record. Gene Ontology annotation, molecular function: S-adenosylmethionine-dependent methyltransferase activity. Lineage: Eukaryota; Rhodophyta; Bangiophyceae; Cyanidiales; Cyanidiaceae.
AUGUUUCAAGUCGUGCCAGCGAUUCAGCGCCGAGUGCCUGGCCACCAAAGCGGCUACUCCUGGGCAACACGGCUCGAGGCGAGGCGCCGCCGCCAGCUUCGUGCUGGCCGUUUCACCAUGCUGUGGCCGUUCGGUGCGCUGGAGAAGCGCCGGCGCGCGUUUGCCGAGCUCUUCACCAACCCGAACUUCCCGCCAAGCUGGCCGUACACUGCGUCCGAUUUUGAGCGUCUCGAUGAAUCGCCGGAUGAGUUGUUUUACACACAGCCGCGAUUCGUGACCCAUAUUGAUGACGACGCAAUCGCUGCGCUCAAGUCGUUCUACGGGGAAACACUGCGUGAUGGAACCGAUCUGCUCGACUUGUGUUCGUCAUGGAUUUCGCACUUACCGGAGCAGUAUCGACCACGCCAGGUCGUUGGGCUCGGGUUAAACGAUCUUGAAUUGAAAAAGAACACUCGCUUGGACCGGUGGGUGGUUCAGAACCUGAACGAGAACCCGGUAUUUCCGUUUGCGGAUGAUUCGUUUGAUUACGUCACAUGCGUGGUAUCCGUCGACUACCUGACCAAGCCGUUACAAGUAUUUCGCGAAAUACGACGGGUACUUCGUCCCGGAGGAAUGGCCAUCAUUGCCCAGUCAAAUCGAUGUUUUAUGCAGAAAGUGAUUGCGAUCUGGCUUUCCACGAAUGACCUGGAGCACGCUUAUAUCAUAGGAUCCUAUUUUCAUUACGCCGGUGGUUUUGAGAACUUGCUAGCACGCGACAUUUCACGGGGACGUGGCGACCCCAUGUUCGUGGUCACCGCUACGAAGCAGAGGACAUAG